Messenger RNA from Doryrhamphus excisus (bluestripe pipefish), 590 nucleotides. The record is from RefSeq and is a predicted model, not a curated record. NCBI's taxonomy places the organism in Eukaryota, Metazoa, Chordata, Actinopteri, Syngnathiformes, Syngnathidae.
ACGCCUCACAGAGCAAAGAGACUGGCGCGAGAAGGCGACAGAGCGUCAAUUUGUUCCUUGCUAGGUGUGCGUCAUACCAGCAAAUAAUGUUCCGGACAUUUGACAAAGACAAUGACGGUUUUAUCGGAAUGAAAGAGUGGAUUGAGGGACUAUCAGUUUUUCUUCGUGGUACCUUGGAUGAAAGAAUAAAAUACUGUUUUCAAGUGUAUGACUUGAACGGUGACCACUACAUCACCAGGGAGGAGAUGUUACAGAUGCUGAGGUACAGUCUCAGACUACCCGGAGAAGAGGACCCUUACGAUGGAAUCAAAGAUCUGGUGGAGAUCACACUCAAGAGGAUGGACCACGACCACGAUGACAGGCUGUCCUUUGACGACUUUGACAGUUCGGUAAAAGAGGCGAAUCAUGUGAUGGAGGCUUUUGGCACGUGUCUUCCCAACACCACAAGAAUUGAGGCAUUUGAGCAGCGUGUCUUUCAAGUUCAAGCAAAAGAGUGAUCAUAUUUUAUGCACCUUUUUAAGUGUGCAGCAGAGAGCACCCACUCUGGCGACAAGAGGACCCCUCCGCAGAAGUUGUACCCGGUGAAGAGA